UCUGUAUAUCUUAUUAUUUGAAUGCCCUAGUCUUCUUCGUUGGCUCUUAAAUCAUUUGGGCCGUUGAUUGUGUAUCUUUUGUGCUAUUGUGUAUGUUGUAGCUUGUGAGUGCGAAUGGGUAAGUUACUUGUCAAAAAAUAAUAGCAUUAAAAAUGAGAUAUGCACUUAAAGGUAUGAAGAGCCCGUCUCCAUCAUGUAUAUAGUAGAAUAAGCGCAGUUAUAUCUGUUUCAAAUGUGGCCAUUAUUUUCUCUGCCAUGAUUUUUGUAAGUUUUAAAGCCUUACUAUUAACACUUAUUAUUUACAAAACCUGGAAAAAAGCGACCCCAUUUGUCUUUGCCCGAUAAGUGGUACUACGAUUUGACAAGUUCUGGAAAAACUUGAUCAUUAUGUUCUCUGUCAUGAUUUUUAAUUUUUUUAUAGGUUCUAAUGUCUCUGGGUGUUGAAAGCAUUUCUGUACUACGCUUUCCAUGCCUAUAUGUUAUAAAAAAAUAGUAUCUGAUUUUCUGUUUUCAUAAAGAUUCCUUUUGAAGUUCAUUCUAAUUUUUAAUCAAAUUCUUUUAAAAUAUAAUCUGCCCAGAAAAGAGUUAAAUAUGUAUAAACAUAGCUUAUGCUUGUAUAUAUAAACAUAAAAUCUAUAAAAGAAAAUUUGUAUCAUCGACCUCUUCAGUUUUUGUGGGCAGUUUUUGUUUGUUUGUUAAUCUAUGGUGUGUAUUAAAUGCGUUCUGUCUCUCCUUUUGUUAUGUAUUGUGUCCAGAGUAUUUUCAAUGAGCUCUUGCUUGUUUCAGUUUUGUGUUGUGUUGGUCAGUCGCUUGGUGAAGUGUGUUGUUUCUUGUUUCAGAAAAUUAGAGAUGAUAUAUUUUUCUUGUUUUGGACAGUUAUUUCUUGAUGAAGUAGCUCGUGUAUAUGUCCAGUAUACUUGGACUCUUGCCUAUUCUUAUGAUCAAUAAAAUCUUGUUUACCGAUAAAAAAAGAAUUGCAUUGAAGGAGUGGUAAUUUUUUUAAAAUUUUUAUGGUUUUAUUUUUCCAAAUACGAGGAAUGAUGAUGUGCCAAAUAAGAUAUAGGUGACGUGAAUUGCAUUGAGUUUUUUAACCGAAUUCAAUUAAAGAAAAAAGAAAAGAAAAGAAAAGCUAUGCUCAAAACUUUGGACCUAAUAAAUAAUUGUUUCAAUUUAUUAUAACUUCACGCUAGCUUAAACUUUAAUGGUGAUGGUAAUUUUCUUUUUUCUUUUUUACAAAAUAUAUCUUUGUUUUCUCCGUUUCACCGAUUAGCGAAACGGAAGAAUACGAGGGUUUUACUCCUAGUAGGAUGUACUCCUUACUCGAGUGUUGAGGAAGAAUACUGGGGUUUUACUCCCUUUUGUGGGUGUUUCUACAAUCUCAAACGGUAAAACCCUAGCAUCUCUCUCCUGUCCAUAUAUCUCCAAUUGUCUCUUCUAGAUGGUUCGGUUUUGCACCUGAUAUGUAUUUAUCUGAGGUACCUUGGAUAUGGGGACUCGAAAUCUUUUGUGGAAUGUUGCAAACAAAUACUUCACCUUUGGACUUGUGGGCCUCACUAUUUCUGAUCGAUAUGCAAGUAUCGUUCCUGUUCGGGGUGGCUCUAUGUCUCCUGCAUUUAAUCCUCAACCCAGUAUUUCAGAUGACUAUGUUUUGGUGGAGAAGUUUUGCCUCGAAAAGUACAAGUUUUCACAUGGCGAUGUUGUAGUUUUUCGCUCCCCAAGUAAUUACAAGGAGAAACACAUAAAGAGAAUAAUUGCCUUACCAGGUGACUGGAUCGGAACCACUCAUAAUUCCUAUGAUGUGCUGAAGAUUCCAGAAGGACAUUGCUGGGUAGAGGGUGAUAAUUCAGCUUCUAGCAUGGACUCCAGGUCUUUUGGCCCGAUUCCUCUGGCUUUAGUUCAAGGAAGGGUGACCCACAUCGUGUGGCCUCCUGAGAGAUUAGGUGGUGUUGAGAGAAGAUAUCCUAAAGAAAGAGUUUCUUCUUUAUAAAUGAUUAUUCGGCCCCGAGUCUCAUCCUGUGAGAGAAACUUUAUUUUUUCUUUUAAUUAAUGUCGUUUGGGGCAUUUGCCAAGGCAGCCUUUUUUUUUUUUUUUAAUAAAUGGUUUAUUGUUUUCCAAAUGAUCAUUGAUAUUUGCACCUUGCAAUUUUUGAUUCUUUUAGUGAGCUGUAUGCUUGUGGCAUUGCCAUCAUUUCUGUAUCGUUGACGUUACCUAAACAUUCACAGAAUUUUCAAAUGCAAGAAGCACAUGAUUAGUGGCCCAA
This is a messenger RNA of Carya illinoinensis, 2260 nucleotides long. Its product is annotated as mitochondrial inner membrane protease subunit 2. The transcript is spliced from 5 exons. Gene Ontology annotation, biological process: mitochondrial respiratory chain complex assembly. The record is from RefSeq and is a predicted model, not a curated record. Lineage: Eukaryota; Viridiplantae; Streptophyta; Magnoliopsida; Fagales; Juglandaceae. Gene Ontology annotation, cellular component: mitochondrial inner membrane peptidase complex; membrane. Gene Ontology annotation, molecular function: serine-type endopeptidase activity. The coding region runs from base 1487 to 1987 and encodes 166 amino acids.